AUGGAUCGUAUUAACUAUAAAUGUGACGAAGUAAAAUUGCAUAAAGAAUUUUCAGAAAAAAUUGUAGAACGAAUAUUUAAUAUUAUAAAAAAGCAAGGUUAUAUUUCAUACGAUGUCGAAGCCAGAAAAAUAUCAACAGGAGGAAACAAUUUCUUAGGUGAGCUAUAUGAAAUAAACAUAAAAGGGAAAAUUAAAGAAGUUCAUACAGAAACUAAUAUAUUUCUAAAACACAUAAUUUACAACAACGAUUUUAAAGUAUACUCAAUACCAGAAGUGUACGCAAAAGAAGCAUUUCUUUACACAGAACUUGGCAAAAUAUUCUAUGAAUUACAAGAUGAAGCUGAUAUUCCUUUGCAAGAUAGAUUUAAAUUAGUUAAAGGUUACGAUGAAACGAAUUCAGAGGUUAUAAUACUUGAGAACUUAACUCAGAAGGGGUUCAAAACAAUGUUCAGGUCGGAUGUUAUGUCGAUAGAAUUCGCUAAGCUAUCUGUUGAGCAACUUGCAAGAUUCCACGGUCUCUCCUUCGUGUUGCAAAGAAAAAGGCAAGAAUAUUUUGACGCGAAAAUUAAACCAAUAAAACAAUCAUUUGUUUACAAUGAGUAUUGGAACGAUUUUAUCAGAAGAAUAUGUAAAGUGUCAGUGGCGAAAUUAGAUGACGAAACUAAAAAGAAUAUAUGGACUUUCUUUGAUUCGUCGUUGGAGAAAUAUCCGAAAUAUAUGAAUGGGACGGAUAUGCCGUUCAAAACUUUAUGCCAUGGAGAUUACAAAAUGAAUAACAUUUUAAUGAAAGAAACAGAUGGAGUCAUCGCAGAAGUGAUACCAAUCGAUUUCCAACAAAUCUACUACGGAUGUCCUGUAAUAGAUCUUAUAUACUUCUUAUAUGCAUCUAGUGAUAGAUCUUUUAGAAAAAAGUAUUUAAUAUACCUUAAAGAUUAUUAUUUUGAUAGCUUAAAAUGUUUUUUAGGCUAUUUCGAUAUUGAUGUGAUUGAAUUUUGUACAAAAGAGGACUUCGAUACUUGUUUUCAGAAUAGUUUAGACUACGCAUUAAUGUACACUUUAUACAUGCUGCCAAUGUUUUUCAUAUGUGAUGACGUACCAGAUCUUAGUAAAGAUGAUAUUUUAGAAAUGCCGAUAAAAGUGGAUGAAAAUUUUUAUAACAGAAUGCAAGGGAUCAUCGAUGAUUUUAUUGAAUUGGGGAUCAUA
Molecule: messenger RNA, 1203 nt
Organism: Brenthis ino (lesser marbled fritillary)
Lineage: Eukaryota; Metazoa; Arthropoda; Insecta; Lepidoptera; Nymphalidae
Source: the annotation of a GenBank genome assembly